AUGGGGAAAGAGACAAACAAUGUGGGAAGAGAAAGACCCACCGAAGUGACAUGGAGCCGCCUGAACGACACUCUACCAAGACGCACAGAACAGCAGGCCAACCGUCUGAUCCUGCCAGCUCUCAGCUCCCUCGAUAACGGCACUUACCUCUGCGAGGCUGUGAACGAACUCGGCAGCUCAGCCGACCAAUACGUGUUGGUGGUUCACGACCCUGACACUGUGGUUGAUGCUCAGCGUUCAGUCAGUUAUGCGGUUGUUGGGGGAAUGCUGGCCCUGUUUGUCUUUGUGAUUAUCUGCAUGCUCAUCGUAACCGUGUGGUUCUCCAUGAGGCAGAAAGGUUCGUACCUGACGCAUGAAGCUAGCGGAUUGGACGAGCAUGGUGAGGCGCGGGAAGCUUUUAUUAAUGGGAACGAGAGCCAUGAGAGGAAGAAAGAAUAUUUCAUCUAGAGAGAGAGAGAGAGAGAGAGAGAGAGACGGUCGCUAAGUGGCCCAGGAACUCAAUAGGCUACUUGUAAACACUGAUGAAACUUGCCUUUUCUUUUAAUCGAUGGCUUUGUUAUUAGCAAGUAUUCCACCUCACAGCACUGAUCACUGAUGAUCUCUGGUUUGGAUUCUGUGUUGUCUCUGUUACAACUGGAGCGGUUUUGUGGCUGGUGGAAAUAAAAGAGCCCACAAAAGUCUGUUCAGCAAACAAUGGGACUCCCAAGGCUAUUUAAGAUGAACAACGACAGAGGGAGAUUACUACUUCGGCAAAUCUGGUCGGUGACAACUUCCCUUCCCCCCUCUCACACCACCCCUCACCUCAAUUGCCCCCACCUGCCACUCCCUAACCCCUGCACACAUUUCAGGCUGGCUCGAGGAUAGACUGAAGGUGGAGUCAAGCCGUACUUUUUUCCAUUCAAAGACGCAGUCUACUUUUUUUGGUGAAUGAGAGUGUAUCAGAUACUGAGAUUAUCCGCCGUCUUCUGCUGGAGGACCUACUCCUGUCAAUGCGACCCUCGUUUUCUCUCUCAGUUUAAUUACUGUGGUUUCUUGGCCAUGGUGAACUGCUCCUAUGGGCUUAAGUCAUUACCAGAAAUUCAUUAUUUUUAACUAUUGUUGUUUAACUGUUGUUUCUCUGGGUUCUCACUGCUGGGAAUUGAGAGUAUUUGACCUCACUGAGCAGUAAUACUAACUACUUGUGGACCAGUUACUGCCCCUAGCCCCAACUAUCGUAGGAUCACUGCAACACAGAAGAAAGAUCACUCGAACUAUCACAAUUGUGUAGCACUUGGAAGACAAUGGGGUUAAUCAUCAUUGGUCCUUGUCGGCAAUUUAUUGCAACUUAACCCUGAGAAAGAUGUUACCACAAAGAGAAUCCUUGAGAAAUUCUAACCAGUAUUGAAACUGUCUGAUGCUCAAUGAAAUGUACAUUUGGUCAGUUCAAAGCAAUUGGAGAUGAUGACUUCAACUCCCACAGAUGAGAGAGGUGAAUCUUUAAAGAUUCAAUCAAUAUAUUUUAGUCAAUGUAUCAGAUGA
Rhincodon typus (whale shark) is the source of this 1518-nucleotide messenger RNA. RefSeq names its product cell adhesion molecule 4-like. The coding region runs from base 1 to 447 and encodes 148 amino acids. The record is from RefSeq and is a predicted model, not a curated record. Gene Ontology annotation, cellular component: cell-cell contact zone. Gene Ontology annotation, molecular function: vascular endothelial growth factor receptor 2 binding. Gene Ontology annotation, biological process: negative regulation of peptidyl-tyrosine phosphorylation; regulation of Rac protein signal transduction; regulation of wound healing. The transcript is spliced from 4 exons. NCBI's taxonomy places the organism in Eukaryota, Metazoa, Chordata, Chondrichthyes, Orectolobiformes, Rhincodontidae.